This is a messenger RNA of Aspergillus homomorphus CBS 101889, 1221 nucleotides long. RefSeq names its product putative integral membrane protein. The transcript is spliced from 5 exons. Bases 1 to 1221 code for a protein of 406 amino acids. NCBI's taxonomy places the organism in Eukaryota, Fungi, Ascomycota, Eurotiomycetes, Eurotiales, Aspergillaceae. The record is from RefSeq and is a predicted model, not a curated record.
AUGGCUGCAGAUGACCGCAGCCCGGAGGUUAAGGCGGUUGCAGCCGCCUUCAUGUCCGUGGCCUGCGUUGCGGUGAUACUGCGAUGCUAUGUGCGCGGAUGGAUUGUUCGAGCGUUCGGGAUUGAUGACUGGGCUAUGGUUGUUGCCAUGCUCUUUUACAUAAUGUUCAGUCUUUGCAUGAUACUUGGAGCUAUUUAUGGCACUGGCAAGCAUUUCAGCGUCUUGACGGCGAAUGAACGUGUGACAGCCAUGAAGUACUGGUGGUUUUGCGAGAUCGCAUAUUGUUUCUCCGCCAUGGGCUGCAAGAUCUCGGUCUGUAUCUUCUUGCUGCGCAUCACCGUGCGCCGAGUGCAUAUCUGGCUCCUCCGCAUCGUGAUGGUGUUGACCGUCGUUGCGGCGCUCGUUUUCAUGUUCCUGAUGCUGUUGCAAUGCAAGCCGGUAUCAUAUUUCUGGACGCGCAAGGCGUUCGAUGACAGCAUCCAUGGCGUCUGCAUCAACAUGGAGAUUAUUGUCGCCAUGACCUACGUGUACAGUGCGUUCGCGGCACUGUGCGACUUUACCGUGGGCAUUCUGCCCAUGUUCAUUGUUAAGAACCUGCAUAUGCGGAAGAAGACCAAGAUGGCUGUGGUGGGCAUUCUGGGAAUGGCCUGCAUUGCCUCAUCCGCGACCAUCAUCCGUAUCCCCUGGGUACACACCUUUUACGACCCAGACUUCCUCUACUCCACGGUCGAAAUCGCCCUCUGGUCCAACAUUGAAACCGGGCUAGGCAUCACAGCCGGUAGUCUCGCCACCCUGCGCCCCCUCAUCCGCCACUGGCUCGGCUCACACUCCGACCCCAACUACACGCGCUCGCCCUUCGGCGCCCCGUCCGGAUCCCGCCGCGUCGGCGCCGUUAGCCACAACCUCCGCUCCCACGAGCGACCCCUGCCGCUGGGCUCUCUGGACGAAGCCGCGGUGCAGGGCCGUCUCCGACCGGACAAGCUGGCGGUGACGGUGACGACGAUUCACAGCCAGCGGGGCCCGUCCACCUCGUCCAACAGCAGCGAGGAGCAGCUGACGGCGGGGCUGUCGGGUGAACGAUCGCCCAGCAAGGAUAGCCGGCGGCGCGGGAACACCGAGUCGGGUUCCCGCGGCGGCUUCGGGGGCAUCCAGCGGACCUUCGAGGUGACGCAGACGUCGUCGGCGGGGGAUAGUUCGUUUCAUGAGCAUAGUAUGGUCUAG